CUACACCCCGCCGUUAUCAUGUCUAGACCAGCCGGCUCCUUUUCUGCCCCUCCCCAAGUCCACACCUUUGAUGGGCUCCUCUCCGACUUCGACGGCACCAUCGUCGACUCGACCGAUGCCAUCGUGAAACAUUGGCACAAAAUCGGCGCAGAGCUGGGUGUGGACCCCAAGACUAUCCUGGCCACCUCUCAUGGCCGCCGAAGCAUUGACACGAUUCAGCUGUACGACCCGAAGAAGGCCAAUUGGGAGUAUGUCAGCUACAUCGAGGGUCGCAUUCCCAAGGAAUACGGGUCAGACGCCGUCGAAAUCCCUGGUGCUAGGUAUUUCAUGUCAGCGUUGGACGACGCCGGUGCUCGUUGGGGCGUGGUGACAUCUGGGACGCGCGCGCUGGUGGAUGGCUGGCUGGGCGUGCUGAACCUCGCCCACCCCAAGGUCUUGGUGGUGGCCGAGGACGUCGAGCUGGGCAAGCCUGACCCCCGCUGCUAUCUGCUGGGUCGGACGCGCCUGGGUCUGGAGCAUUCCUCGUCUUUGGUAGUUCUAGAGGAUGCGCCGUCGGGCAUCAGGGCUGGCAAGGCGGCCGGGUUCAAGGUCAUUGCGCUCACGACCACCCACUCGCUCGCGCAGCUCCAGGAAGCCGGAGCGGACUGGAUCGUGGAAGAUCUGAGAAGCAUCAGCAUCAAGGGCGUAGUGGACGGCCAGAUCCAGCUGGAGAUCCGCAACGCCUUCCAAUAAACACGGAGCGCGCGAUGCGAGUCGGGUAUCUACAAGGGGUGACCUACUAGGUUCCUGGAAACCGACGAAAGCUUGGACCGCAAUAGAUUGCGGGCAGCUUUUGCUUUCCAUCUUUUUGACUAUUCCAUUUCUUGCUUUCUUUUACAUCUUGCCCUUUCCUUAUUUUCAUUUCCAUCUGGUCUGAUCCCUUUAUUGUGUGCAGGUCACAGUAAUGGGAUCAGAGUUCAUGACGUCCCUAGAUAGAGAGACAGACAGACAUACACUCAGUUGUACAUAGACAGAUACCUCCAACCAUACCUACCC
Messenger RNA from Aspergillus sclerotioniger CBS 115572, 1035 nucleotides. Its product is annotated as HAD family hydrolase. The record is from RefSeq and is a predicted model, not a curated record. The coding region runs from base 19 to 732 and encodes 237 amino acids. NCBI's taxonomy places the organism in Eukaryota, Fungi, Ascomycota, Eurotiomycetes, Eurotiales, Aspergillaceae. Gene Ontology annotation, molecular function: sugar-phosphatase activity; beta-phosphoglucomutase activity. The transcript is spliced from 4 exons.